AUGGCACCUCCAAGAGACUUAUCGCACUACUAUAGCGAAAAUGCCAAAAACAGGCAGGGCAGCGAGUUCAAGAAGUUUUACAAAUACUUUGCCAUCAAGGGCAUUGGCAAUCUUGCCGGCGGUAAGUUAUGUGAAAGCCCCGUCUCAACCCCCAAAGCUCGUGCUUUGCAGGAGAUUGCUUGGACCCCAGACAGAACUGCUGGAGCCUAG
Molecule: messenger RNA, 210 nt
Organism: Sugiyamaella lignohabitans
Lineage: Eukaryota; Fungi; Ascomycota; Dipodascomycetes; Dipodascales; Trichomonascaceae
Exons: 1
Coding region: 1-210 (69 amino acids)
Source: RefSeq, a predicted model, not a curated record